AUUUCCUGGUGAUAAGAAUGUCUCCAUGAGACAAGAUUAGUCUGCCUUCUGAAUGGUUAGAGUUGAACGAUGAAGUUGAGGUUAUGGAGGGCGAGGUUGUUUUUCGUGACUCAGUCUGACAUUUCGGGUUAUUGUUACUGGUUCUCUGGUGGGAUUGGAGAUCUACCAGAGGAUUCCUCCUGAUGCUGUUUAUUCCUUGUCAUCCUCUUGGUCGGAUGAAAACAGUGAGAAACUGGUGAACACGACGUGGAUGAAUUUAUUAAUUUAUUAGUUUGUGGGUACGUGAGGAUAAUUUAUCGUGGGGGCUGUGGUGUCGCCCUUCCGGGGGCGAUUGGUUUCCUGAUUGCAGUGGCUAUUGAUAUGACUUGGAGAACGUGAAACCAUUGUUGGGACAUGAGGUGUGUGGGUGAUAUUAUUCAGGGUUGACUGGUCGUGUCAUAAACGCAUGGGAUCAUGUAUGAUACGUUCUUCCAACAGGAUGCCUGGUGUUACUGGGUUAUAUCCGUUGCUGCACUCCUCUCCUUCGUGGGAUUCGUCGUCGCCUGCAUAUGCAGUUGUCGACACAGCGAAAACAAGAGCGAGUUCUUGGGUCUUCCUGGUAUGGUGACGAUGACACGUGCUGAUAACGAGAUAUUCGAUCGACAGCCAACCAUGGAUUACAGUCAGAUUGUCGCACUGGAUGCUGUAGACUGUGGAAAAAGGACUAGCACAGCAAAUCGCAGCCUCCCAGAUAUUCCUAAGGACAGGAAUAUCACCCUGGGGGAGGGAGGCCUGGAGGCUAAUCCUCAGGAUGUUAUUUACGAGGCUGCGGAAAUCAUGGGGGACCCCUCAGAACUGUACGCCACAGUGCAAGACAAAAAUGUGAACCGGAGCAACGACAGAGGGACACGUGCAAUAUCUCAGGAGUCGUCAUCCCUCCAAGAGGAUGACAGUGCCUACCCAUACGCCAGACUAAAUACAUUAAAUUCGACAAACGAGGAGCACCCAUACGCCCAAGUGCAAAACGUCUCGAAGCCGGAGGUAAAUCGUCAGAGCAGUUUCCGAACGCCAACUAGUCAGACCUCAUCGCACCCAGGUCCCUCGACAAAUCCCCCAAACCCCAUAGCACCUCCACGAACACGUCGUUCCUCCUCCCACAACUCUCUCCUCACCCUGGACUCCUGCACAGACAUUCAGGCUGCAAACGCAAUAACCGGUGGUGUUCAAGCGAAUCAAGAUCUUCCCUACAUGACACCGCCACUCCUCACACUCCCCCGAUUUCCCCAGCCCCAGGCAACACCCCAGCACUUCAGCGGUGAUUCGCAAGACUCCAAGGGCUAUACCAGCAUCUCAGUGCGCGAGCCCCUCGCCAAUAUAAUAGCCCAGACAAAAGCCGCCCGCCAGAAUCGUGGAAAUCGGUCAGAUUCGCACUACGCAACAGUCUCUGACGAUUCAGAUGAGAUGUACGCGGCAAUUGACGAGCAGGAGAAGAUCUACACGAGUGGCAGUGAAACUUAUGCCCAGAUUCAACCGAUGGUGGAGUUACCGAGGGUCCAAGAUCCACCAGUGAGUGUUCAACCAUUGAGAAUUGAAGAGAUACUCAAUCCAAUGACUCUACCAGCCCCUCAGCCUCCAAGUGUUGAUUCCCUACGUCAUGUGGCACACGCCCACUCGAGACAGGCGUCCAGCUCCAGUGCAACGAGCUCCAUAAUCAAUCCUGGAUCACCAAAGCCUGAAAAACGUCAGGCGAAUUCUCCCCUGCCACCUCCACCCCCUCCACUUCCCUCUGGAGGUGAGGAAGCCACCGACGUUUACGCCCUGAUUGAUAAAUCUGGAAGGGGUGAGGAUGGCGCCAAGCACCUGGAGGCCACCGUGGGAAAAUCCCUGGAGGAUAUGUAUGCUAAAGUAAUGAAGAAGAAGAGGGAGUCUGAGGAGGAUUUCCCCAGUGACAGCGGACGUGUCAAGAAACAAAGUGUCAUGGAGGUCAGCAGGGCCUCGUGGUCCAGUCACGACUCUGUGGAGAUCCAGAAGAAGGAGCCUGAGGCUGUCAGGACCACCAACGUAUCACCAGAGACUUUUAAUAUGGAUUCCAUUGAGUUUGCCAAAGUCGCGAGAAUUUACGAGCUCGAUACCACCCCUGAGUACAGCUUUGAGGAUCUCACGGCAAUCAGGGCACAGCCUCCCAAUGAUCCCAAUUAUGAGAUGCUGAGGCCUCAGAGUCACAGGGAUGAAGGGGGAUUGAGGAAUGGUGUGGAUGUUCUUCCUUUUUACUCGGUGCCAUUCAAGCAUCGACAGGUCAGCAAUGCCAGCUCUGAAGAUCCUGGGUAUGAGAAGGUCAGGAUCAAGAGGAAAAAUUAUCCGGAUGGCGACACUGACUCUGAGCCUAAUUACGAGAGUAUGCCUCAUGAGGUUGAGCCUAAUUAUGCGUUUGUCUGCAGGGAAGACAGUGAUACUGAUCCUAAUUACGAGUCUGUUAAUAAUUCUGAUCCUAAUUAUGAGAGUGUCAGGUAUUUGGGGGAGGGUAUGGAGCCUCCUUAUGAGAGGGUUGAUGGGGGGAAGGGGGUGGAUGGGUAUGAGAAAGUUGGGAAUAAGGUGGAGGCGAAUUACGAGAGAAUUCAGGGGAUCGUCGAGACUGGGGAUACUGACGAUGAACAGUAUGUCCAGGUCUGAGGGAAUUGGGAAAAGUAUUUAACGAUUUUUUGGAUCAAAGAUGAUUAUUGUUUAGGCGAGGAUUUUUGGAUUAUGGUUUCAUGAGGAAUUAUGCAGAAGCAUCCGUUUAUAGUACAAUUUAUUUCAGUAGAAGUGGAAGUGCAAAUGGGAAUUCGACGGUUUUGUGGCGAUUUAUCUGGGGCACUGUUGGUUUUAAGGGAAAAUUGCAAAAAAGAUUUUUUGCUCGGCGUUUAAUUAGCUGGAAAAAAGUCAUUUGGAGUUUUUGUCUUGAAUUAAUAUUUCUCGGGAUAUAUCGACAGUUGUCUCAUUUUGCCAUUAAACUGCCGAUUUUUUUCUCGUUGAGAACUGUAGUUAGUCGAUAGGGAAUUCACCGACAGGUGUUUUAGUUAGUGCUUAUUAUUCCUGGGAUUAGUUAUCUUUCUAUUGCCAUUUGUUUCCCACUAUUUCAACCGGUGUUUGAAUAUUUAUCGUAAUUUUUUAUAUUGUAAUUUAGAGGAACGUACAAGAGAUUAAGAACGAGAGGAAAUUUUUCGAAAUGAGAUAAUAAUAAAUGUAAAGCACUGAGGAUAAGACUGAUGAAGACUCGAAGUGAGAAGUUUUUAUUGGAAAAAAAAAUGGAAAUAAUGGAGAAAUUUGGAGCAUUUCGUCUUUGGAAAUCGAUCGCAAGUGUGUAAAUAUUAAUGAUGUAUUGUCAGGUACAAAGAUGGUCUGAUUGACUCUAAAGGCAUUAAAUUAUUUCUAUUUAUUUAUUGAGCCAUCAUGCAUUCCAUGGUAUUGAACUUUCAAAUGAAAUCUGGACGGAAAAACGAUUAAUAGUAAAUGCAUAUCCAGUCUCUCGAGGGCAAUUGCUUUAUUCAAUUGAGACGUGUAAUUGUCACUCUCGAUCGAAUCUCGUACUACUAUCGAUACUGAUCAUUUCGAUAAAUAGAAAUCUUAACUCGCAGUAGAUUGAACGAAAUAAUAUGUGAUGCUGACAAUUCGCUCAAAACUUAUGGCCUGACGUUGAAGGAGGGGCACGUCAUUGUCAAGUGCAAUCUCAUCCAACGACAAUGAUCGACUAAUCAAAUUUUAAUGUCCUAUUCAUUCUAUUUUUCUUCAAGUCUUUUUGUACGUACAGAUGAACAAACGAAUGAAAAUUACACGGAGAGAAUAUUCAGUACUGAAGCCAAGUUACUAGUUGACUUAUGACAGUUUUUUGAAAAUAUCUUCGAAAAUAAAAGAGAUAGAGACAUUUGUGUCGUAUACUUUUUAUAGCUCUCGAUUAUCCCUUCAAAAAAGGUGUUUAUAGUAAUUUUAUUAUUUCCCUUAGGUUUGGGGAUAUUGUCGAAAAACUGCCCAGAGAGCUUAUUCUAUUCUUUUUAUGCUUCAGUACAGAUGUAAAUAUAUUUCCGUACACGAUAAAUUCCAUCGGACUAAGAUGACAUAAGCUUAUUAAUUAUAUUGUGUGUACGUACAGACGCACAAUAUUUUAUGGCUCAUCAAAUUUUUGAUGACGAAUACCGGAGUAUUUCACAUUUAAUUGUAACAGAAGUAAACAGUAAGUAAAACGAAUAAAAAUUUUUUCUUAUUUUGGAAAUAAAUGAUUUUGAAAAAAAUGAUAA
Messenger RNA from Fopius arisanus, 4250 nucleotides. RefSeq lists its product as uncharacterized. The record is from RefSeq and is a predicted model, not a curated record. The transcript has 5 exons. NCBI's taxonomy places the organism in Eukaryota, Metazoa, Arthropoda, Insecta, Hymenoptera, Braconidae. Bases 454 to 2649 code for a protein of 731 amino acids.